GGGGCAAAAUCAGAGACCCCAAACUGAUUUAUUUGAACACAAAACUGUGAAAUAACAUCAGAGUAAUCACUAUUCAGCGCGGGUAUCAAAGUGCGCUUUGUUGUAUUGAACUACAAAUGCUGCAGAAAAAUAAUACUUCACAUAGCCUUCAGCAAUGUGUCGAUAUGACAGGAUGUUAUGAACAUAACACCCAACUAUUUUCUCUUUCUGUGACUGUCAGACGGGCAGAGCGAGGCAGCAGAUGUGUGCUAACACUCACCUCUUUCCCAUCUUCUCAUCACAGAUGAAACAAGCAAGCUGCAGAAAUCUGCCAGACAACAGAGAAAAAGAUGGCCUUCACAAUGCACUCAACCAAUAGCUGCCAUGCAAUUGCUGCAAACGACCUUGCAUAAAUGCUGCCUCAGAUAAGAGCCUAUUCAUAUGGAAUCUGCUGCUCACUAUCUGUUGGGCACUGCUGGAGAACAUAAAUAAAAAGGCACAGAAAAGAGUCCAAGACCCUGGACACAGGAGUGGCAAUGCACAAUGAAGAGAUUUGGCACUAAUUGCAUAUUCAAGUUAGGAUACCUGUGUGCCAUUCAUCAAACUAUGUGGCCUUUACUUGAGAAAAAGAGAGAGAUAGAGAGAAAGAACUGAAGGCAGCAUUUAAGUAAAUCAAAGAGAAUACCACAUGGUCAGAGAAGCAGAAGUUUUUCAUGAAACCCUAAAGAGGAAUUAUUUGUAUUUUUUACUAAUGUGCUGCUUUCUGAAGUGUGUUUGGUUGUCUAAAUAUGUUAAUUCUUUAACUCACUCACCAUAUGUUUGUAUUUUGUGUUUCCUCACAUCUUGUUGGGCGAAAACUUAAAUGCCUAAAGUGCUUUAAGUUUUCAGUAAUAAAUCUAGAAUAAUUAAAAAAGCUUCUAUGAAUAUGUUAUUGCCAAACAUCGACAGCACUAAGAGCUGUUGUCUUAAAGUUACUGUCAAUUUAUAUCACACGCCACAAUGUAAACACCCAGUGAAUGAUGCUGCAGUAAAUAUCUCAUGUUCACUGCUCACCAAAAGGAUUAUUUACGGCAGGGAUACAUCUCAAAAUUGUGCAGAACCUGAGCAGCAUGACUUAAGCCAACACAACUGUGCCAAGCUUUGCUUUGAUAGUAAUGAGCACUGAGCAAGUAUGACAAAGUGCCUUACUAUAUAGAGGUGGGUGUGAGUGUGUGUUUUAAGUACAUCGGAUAUUGUCACUCAAACUGGUUAAAAUGUCAAGGUUACAAGUGAAAUCAUAUACUAAGUGGUAGCAUGUCAGAAACAGUAGAAACAUGUUUGAAUUGUUCAUGAGCCGAAAGCAUAACUGGCAAAUCAGUCCUAGUAAAAAUCCUAGAGUGGUUUGUUUAUGAUUAUCCAAACAAAAUCAGAAAACUAUUGGAGAAUUAAAGGUAAAAGCCCAUGAUUAAAAAAUGUAAGUUUGGUCAAAGUUGGUGGAUGCAAACAUUUUCAUAAUCAAACCUUGAUGCAUAUGAUGUUAUACUGACUGAAAUAAAUCAUUUGUUAAUUUGAGCCAAUUUAGAUGUUUAGUCUUAAAUCCUAAAUAAAACACCACAAUAUUCGUCAUCUCACAGACCUGAAGCAUAAAUAUUUUACACCAGAUAUCAGCACUUUGUCAUAUUGUUCAACAACCAAAAGAGUCUGUUAAGAAAUAUAAAACAGGGGUACCCUUACUGGUCACCUGGUUCAGCGUGCACCCACAGUCGACACUGGCUGAGACAUGGCUGCAGCACCCAGGUCCUGAUCCAACACUCAGGUCUUUCCUGCAUGUUGUCACUACUUGAAUCAGUGAGCAGUCUUGCGAGCUCUCACCACCUAAAACACACAAAAACAGCAAAAAAGAAACAAACUUUAGAACGUAAUAACACCACCACAAGAAUCGGCAACCACAGACCCAUAUAUCAAAUCUGAAAUACAGACAUUUAUGUGGGUAAAGUAGCAGAAAAUUUCAUAAAGUGUUUAAACUUUUAUCUUUCCUAAACUUUAUGAGGGGAUUUGUUUAAAACAUGCCAUAUUUAGGAUUUACAGGGGGGAAAAAGUCAACUCAAUCAUUUCAAUACUGCCGGGAUUCUGUAUUUAAUGCUAAUUAGGAGAUUGUUAAGACAAAUACAUUUUGCUAUAAGUGCAUUCAGCAUGAAAUAAAACAGUUGAGAUUAAACACAGAGCUCCAGUGUAUAAGAAAUGCUCCAAGACUAUCAAUAGUGAAAAGAUCAUGUCUGCGUUUUGUCUGACUGCUACAUACUAAAUUAGACAAAAUGACACUGGGGCUUUUGAGGCUGGGGUUCUAUGAGCUUCUUUAAUCCAGUAUUGCUCAUACUAUACAUUUUUAAUAACCAUAGCCUCGGUGUGCAUUCAUCUAUCUGAUAACAGCUACAGCUGGCUUACAGAAACAUUAAAUGUGACAAUGAAAGCGCUUUCCUGUAGAUAUGGUUUCUAAAUAUAGCUCUAGGUCUAAAAUAUUUAUCAAACUUACGAGCUAUACAGAGGAUUACGAUGGAUUUAAGUGGACUCUCCUCCAGGACUGUAACGAGUGUGUGAUUUUCUGCUGUGUAGAAAUUGGUAUACUAAGUGUGCCACCAAGUGGACAACAUUAUGAAGUGGUUUGCUGUUGAAAUUUACUCAACAUUAGCCUACACAUUGAAGCUAGUUAGUGUAAAAAUACAUUGAAUUAUCAUUAUUACCUGUCUGGUGAAAGGAAAUAACUGCAGGGGACAUCUAAAACUAAUUUUUAGUCCUUUAUCUGUUCAACUUUUUUGUUGUUUUUCUUAUUUGCUGUGGCUGUAAAGUUGGUACAGGUGAGUUAAAUUAGCCGGUAAUUAACACGAGCUACAUAAACAGCUGUGCGCGAGCGAGCUAGCUAGGAUAUCUGUUCCUAAAAAACAAGAUAAAGCGUUUAAAGUUACUUAAAACUGUGAAAAGUCACACAAAAAUGAGUAAUGAUAUCUCAAAGCGAAAAGGGAAGAGUUCAAGUGAGAAAAAGGCCAAAAGAAAAACCAAAAGAAAAGAAACUUACGCCAUGUACAUCUAUAAAGUGUUGAAACAGGUGAGUUAAAGAAGCGGGACUUAAAAAUACGUCUGUGAAAAAGGCCAACUAACAAACAUUUCCUCGUGUCUUCCUUCACAGGUACAUCCGGACACAGGGAUUUCGAGCAGAGCCAUGAGUAUCAUGAUUUCCUUCGUGAACGACCUGUUUGAGAGGAUUGCCACGGAAGCGUCCCGACUGGCCCAGUAUAAUAAACGCUCCACCAUAACCAGCAGAGAGGUGCAAACCGCAGUGAGGCUGCUUCUGCCCGGGGAGCUGGCCAAACACGCCGUGUCUGAGGGCACGAAAGCCGUCACCAAGUACACCAGCUCCAAAUGAAGACUUCAAAACACUGUUGUUGUUACUACAGGGGUUUCAAAGGGGGCUUCAUCUGACUGCUUUCAAUAAAUACAUGGACAAAAAUGAUGGCGCCAUUUACUUUUCAAUCCUCCACUUGUUUGGGGUUGAAAAAGUGGUACUGCUUCACUAUGACCACUAGAUGGAGUAAUUGUAUAAAAUUGGACUGAGCCAACAAAAUGCACAAAUAAAACAUUUAAUGCACAAGGUACAUUAGUCUACAUAUUGGGGAUUUACUGUUAAUAUUGUUCCCCUACAAAUACCCAUAUAUUAUGGAGCGUGAAGAACUAAGAUUUACAGAUAUUAGUAUGAGGUUGGUAUUUUGGUGUUUAUCCUGACAAGGGUCACAAUAAUCAUUCAACAAUAUGCAUUUGUCUAAUUUAGCUACUUUUGCAUCAAAAAGAGAAAAAAGAAAAACAAUUCACGCAUUGAAAGCAAGUCCAUUGAAAAGCAUUGAAAAAUUUAAAUAUUUGAUCAAUUUUAAGACAAAAUUGGAGAAAACUUAAAAGUCGGGGCCUAAAGGUUUUUGAGCAGGCAUUCAUCUGGUUGAAGAGGAUUACAACAAAUAGCUCUUAAACAAGCUCACCAUUGAAUAAUAGUAACGUGUUAAAUGUAAAAGAUAGUAUGACACUAUAUCUGAGAGACGGCAGUGGGCACAUAAACAAACAUUAUACACACAGUAGUUAAUGUCAGACUUCAUCAAUCAGCUCCUCUCAUUUGGCGAGUUGUGAGGUCAAAGGUUUCCAUGGUGAUGCAACUUUUUUUGUGAAAGCCUGGAGAGACAACUAAUUUUGCUUAAUUUUAGUGAGAUUUUUUGCAGAAAUGCUUUACAUCUGAUUUCCCUGUCGUUGCUGUUGCCUCUGAGCUGCUGCCACCUCUGCUGCCUCUGAGCACCACCUACAGGUGAAACUCUGACAACUGCACUGGACUUGCUGACCAUCAUCAUCUGUAGAAAAAUAAAAUAUUACAUGAAUUAGUGUUUAAUCAACUACUAGGCACCAGGAAUUCUCUGUCUUUCAUGCAAUUGGUACCACAAACCUGUCUUCAGUGUCAAGGCAACUCAUUAAGGUGCUGUCUGCUGUUUACUUUUUUUGUACUCAUGUUUAUUAAUCAAGGUUUUAUUUUCCAAGUAUUAAACUUCACAGUGGGAUUUGGGCAAAAGUAUUGAUAAGAAUCCUUCUGAAUUCUUCCAUAUUUUUUCCACUUUUUAUUUUGCCAUUGUUACUGUGUAAAACCUCUUUAUAAUUGAGUCUUGUUGGCCUUCCCUUGGGACUGGUGUCUCUCGUGCAAUGUGAGUGCCCUCUGCUGGGCCACCUGAGGAUCUGAGCACUGCAGUCUGUGGACAAUGGCCAGUAUGUUGUAUUAUGUUACUGUGGUAGGUAGAUCUAUAAUAAGGUCUGCUAAAACAUCUCAAAUUAAACCUGUUUCUCUUGUUAAAUGUAUUGUCUCUGUGUGGUAUGUUUGAGACAGUUUCUGAGUUCACUACCAAACACUUUUGUGACAUUGUCAUAGAAUAUUUCAAGUUCACCACAUUUUUAUAUUUUGUGUGCAAAAUUUUCUGUAAUCUCUACGAUAGAAGGCUACAUUAUAACUGGUUCUUUUGGAUCUUACCCAGGACAAGUAUCCAGUUUAACAAAAUACUAAAACUAACAAUAAAACAAUUUUAAGCUUAAUUAAGAUUAAGCAUUUACAAAAACAAAACAAUAACUAAACCAAAAUUAGGAACAAUCAGGCGAAUAUUCUGUGACCUAUUCUAAGAAAUAUUGUCUGGGAGUUAUCAGUGGAACUAUUUUCUGAACUACACUGGAUUAUAAAUACAUGUAUACCUAUAAAGUAAUGUCCUUAUUGCCCAUACAAUUUCAUUUGUUCAGUUAUUUGUUCCUCAAAGGCCUACAUUGAUUUAUAAAAUUUACAGUAAUAAAUGUUUACAGAAAAACACUAGGCUUUCAAAAAACAACAAGAUAAAUCAUAUGAGAAACUUUUUCAGUUUUGACUUGAAAGAUAGGCUAAUUAAAGGCUUGUUUCUUUUUAAAAGAUUUUGCUUAUGGCAUAACAAACCUACAGACCAGCCCUGGUGCCACUGUGCAGCCCACAACAUUUUAGAUUUCUGGAGGGGGUAUUAUUCUCAUUUUCAGCCUUUGUAAUAUUCUUCUGUUACUUCAGUGGUAUCUUAACAUGAUUCUCAGCUCAGAAUCAUCUCAGAUCUCAGGCUGGUGUUUUUGAAACCAUUGAAACCUCGUCCUGAUGUAUCUUACUUCAGUUACUGUCUCUUUAAGAGCCCCCUCCUUACUCCCUCCUCCACUUUCUUCUGAUAGGCUCUCAGGGAGCAGCUUGCCGUUGCUGAGCUACUUACGGUGAACUAGAACCAGUGAACUAGCUACCUUGAAAUGACGAAAAUUAAAGUACGGUCAUGUGUUUUGCACCCUUAAUCUGACCCAAAACAUUUAGGAAGUGACACCCAGAUAACUCCCUGCAAAAAAAGAAAAGAAAGCGAUAUUUCUAUUUGGUAGGUUUUAUGUUGAUUUCGCCCCUUUUAACAUGAACUGAGCGAGUCUAGUGCAUAGACAAUGGUCUGGCACUCGCCAUGCGUGGAUCUAGUGUAACUUUUUGAGCAAGUUUUACUGACAUCCAACUUUUUAAUCUAAUGGACCUCUUUGUUUUCCAGUCAUGAAAAACACACAAUACCACACAUUUUUGAUGAAGUAGUUCCCAAUCACUCAUAAAUUCUGUUUUUAUCAACAUUUUACACAGUGAUAAAUUUAUAAGUGUUAAAAUAUACAUUUUUUAGAUGGGAAAGGAAAUUAUCUAUAGAUAAUGCCUGAGUAUUGUUUAAAAAGGAUCAAAACAUGAAAAUCUGGUUUACAAAAUUCUUUCUUGAUUUUUGGAGGUUUAUAAACUAAAACACGACUUUUGUUUAAAAACUCUAUAUUGUUUCAUAAUAUGGGGUACAUAAGUAGAUCUGUCUUUAAAUAGUACACUUAUUUCAAAGGCAAAAACUGUUUGCAGAAUCGUUUUGACCUCUGUUGGUUUAAUUCCAACCUUGAUAAGAUUAAUUAUUCAGUCAGCUUUAGAAUGGACAUACGACUAUUUAUAAACUGAUGGAGGAAAUAACGCAACAUGGUAUCCUUGUUGUUUAUCCUAAUCAGGUCUUUUAAAGACGACACUGUCAACUGAAUACUACUUGAUUACAGGAUAAUGACUACAGCGUUUGCACCAGUCCAAUCUGCAUAAAAUGCAGGAACUGAUAAAGGUCUCUCUAAUUAGGAUGGUGUUUACAUCAGGCUUUACAUACACCUAUUAUGCGACCCUUGUCAACACCCUACAAAGCCGGGCUCACUGCAGUAAUGCUCUUGAUGUGACUCUCACCAAUGACUGUUAUUGUUGAGAUACCCAUUUUACUUGUUUCCCAGCAUUCUUGGUAAUGAUAUGAAAUCUAAGGAUGUUAUUAUGAGGGUGAUACAGUUUUUGAUGGCAGUGACUUUGUUCGUGAUUAUCAUGGCCAUUUAGGUUUUGUAUCUUGCACCCUUCCCCAUAUCCCCUCUUAUGCCCAUGCCAAGUGGUAGUCAUUGCCGUCUGCUUUAGGCAGACUGCUAUGAACACAUUAUGGAUGGGUGCAUUAGUGAGUGAUGCAGAGCCUGUGCUUGCUUGCCUUGUUUUCGUGUGAGAGUGCAUCAUUAGAAAAUGUUCCACUUGGCAGGGAAGCGCGUAUUAACUGCAACCGCAAUGAAAUGAGGUUGUGAUAGAUGGUUAAAGUUAUACAGGACUAUUAGGUUGAAAUAUGAACCUCUCAAUUGUCAUGAUGAAACAGGGGGCUAUUUGCGUGGUGAUCAGUGCAUUGAGAGACAAUUGGAAUCUGCAAAGACCGAUACAAUACAUUAUAGGUGGUAGGCUCAGAGCUGAGAGAGUACAGAAAAAGUAAUCAUGCUUCCACAGAGUAGUUUGGGGCUACUGUUCUAUCCAAGGCUCUAUAAAUUCAUUUAGGUUCUCCACCAACAUCUUAGGUUUUGUGAUGAGACCUGGGGGAGAUUUGCCAACAGGGCACCUUAUCCACAACAUGUAGUGGACACUGAUGUGCACCAUAUAUAGAAGUAAAACAGCUAUAAAAGACCUUGUAAUGGCAUUGCAGACUUAAAACAGUCCAAUUUAAAGAGUGUGUGAUAUUAGGAAAAUUACAAUAGACCAGAAUCCCAAUCAGGACUGGGACACAAAAGCAUAAAAUACCCAACAUUUUAUUUUUUGCUUUAAACAAUGUUAUUAAAAAAAUGAAACAUACUCACCACUACCUCAUAUUAUAUUCAAAUUGUGAUCUUACAAGUUAUUCUACCAUUGAAAUAUAAACUACAGACUCUAUUUUUUCCCUAUAUAUAAAGUAUAUAUGUGUAUAUAUAUGAACUGAAAUCUGCUUAUUGCAUAUCGUUUGCUCUUUCACCCACUUUCCAGACAUGAUCCAAAGUGCAAUGACUUACAUAUAACUCAUUAUUGUAUGAAACACCUGAAGGAUAAUUGAUGCCAUUUCAACACUCUCUCUAAACUUAGACUUUCUUGGGGUGCACUGACUGACUUAGACUAACAACAGACCCAAUUGCAAACCCAUUAGCAUUUAAUAUUACUGUAAUUACUGUGUACAUUUCAUUAUGUUCUCAGUAUAUUAAAUGACUGCUCAGUGUGGAGGGAGGGCUAUAGUUUAAUCUCUUUCUGUAUUACUGUGUGCCACAGUACUCAAAACAGCAUUAAGAGGCACAUAAUCAGAGGGAACUAAUUGCCUAUGAUUGCGUAAAUGAAGUGCCUCACUCUCAUCAGGGCCGUUGCCGAUGUCCAGCCUCUCGCCGCCCUGGGAAAGGAAGACUGUUGACCACAAUGGUGAAAAACCAUCAGAAAAACAGCUACUGGUGGGUAAUGUGAGGAAACCAAAGAUUUAAUAUGUCUACGGGGGGCUGUGAGGGCAGGGGGUGUUUUUGCUGCUGAUGUUUUUUUGUUGCCAUCAGAGUUGCCUUCUGAGGGAAAAAAAAGAAAAAAAGAAACACGAAUGCCCACCAUUUGAGAAAUGAAUUUAUCGAAGUCGCUGUCUUUUUCCCCAUUAGUAAGUGUUUAGUUCAGCGUUUUAAAUAAUUGCGUUACCAGGAAUGAUAUUUAAAAUACAUUUGGGAGUCAAUGAGGCGGGAAAGUGCCUACAUGUUUUGCUGAUGACACCCGGGCCAUUUGGAAGACAUCAAAGUAGAGAGGAGGUAGCCCAGAUGCAUAUUAUAAACUCAUUAUGUAUAUCAUUUAAAAGGAUGUACUCCAGCCGCAAAAACAAUAUUCCUAGUCUCUCUCUGGUAAUGUGUGUUUUCAAAGUUGAAACUCUUACUCGCCUUCAGUUUAAUGUGGCAUCUAUUACCAAACUGUAACAUAAAAUAAAUGACCUCGAUUUCCACAGCAGAACAGUCGUUAAGGUAUAGAUGAGAUGCAGUGAUGCCUCUGUGUUUCCAAAUGGGAAAGAAGGUAAAACCUUCCAACAAAUAUUGUAUACUUCUCCACCUGUGGUGCCAACCUUGUUUUCAGCAAAGCUUAAAGGCACAUUGACGGACUCCAGCACGGAGGUGGAUAAGCAGACAUGGAAAUAUGUGCGUUUAGAUCAACUGUGAAAGAAAUACAGGACAUUUUGAUGAGACUCCACUAAAAGAGAUUAUUAUAUGUCAUCCUAACCAGACAUGUAAACUUAGCCUGAGUCUGGAGAGUAAGGAGAUUGGAUCACUAUUGAUGUAGUGCCCCACAAGCAUUGGAAAUGGCAGUCCAUCAGUCAAAAGAGAUGUUUGUCAGGAGCUUAGCAAGUCGGCUUAGGAGGCUUAAUUAUGCGCC
Molecule: messenger RNA, 9235 nt
Organism: Xyrichtys novacula (pearly razorfish)
Lineage: Eukaryota; Metazoa; Chordata; Actinopteri; Labriformes; Labridae
Source: the annotation of a GenBank genome assembly